Zeugodacus cucurbitae (melon fly) is the source of this 533-nucleotide messenger RNA. It is a transcript of the gene Atox1, whose product is annotated as copper transport protein ATOX1. The record is from RefSeq and is a predicted model, not a curated record. Bases 273 to 491 code for a protein of 72 amino acids. Gene Ontology annotation, biological process: copper ion transport. The transcript is spliced from 4 exons. Gene Ontology annotation, molecular function: copper chaperone activity; metal ion binding. Gene Ontology annotation, cellular component: cytosol. NCBI's taxonomy places the organism in Eukaryota, Metazoa, Arthropoda, Insecta, Diptera, Tephritidae.
UAAGAAAUUGAUUAAUGUUAUUAUCGUGUCUGACAUCUCUAGUGCCAAUAUGAAAUAGUCGAUUGUCAACAAGAAAUUUGCUACCAGGCUCAAACAAAAUUAUCUUCCAUAUUUGCCAUCGUUGCAGCUUUUGUCGUCUUUUGUGAAAAUAUUCAAUUAACUCAAUAGUUUUGUGCCUGCAAAGCAGUCGAAAAAUAACCAAACUGUUGAAUUUUCCACAAAUAUAUUUGCAAACGACAUCGUCUUCGUCGCAUAGUGCGCGAAUCAACAACAUGCCAGUACACGAAUUUAGAGUGGAAAUGACCUGUUCAGGUUGUGCAAACAGUGUAGAGCGGGUCCUGAACAAGCUGGGAGCGGAAAAAGUUGAGAAGAUCACUAUUGAUCUCGAUUCAAAGACGGUGUUGGUGACAUCGAAUUUAACAUCCGAUGAAUUGCUGGAGACGAUUAAGAAGACUGGCAAAGCGACACAAUAUGUUGGGGUAAAGGAAUGAAAUGAACUUUUUUGUAAGUUUCGUAAAAUUGCCAAAUUAAAA